AGGUUUCACAUCUGCAGCUGUGCUUCUGUCACGUUUCCUGCUUUGUGUUUGUCUGUUUACUUUGACAUGAGCCUGGACGAGAAGCUUCGCUGAGCCUUCACCGGGGAGAUCCCACAAAACUGGAAAAAGACGAUGGCUGCUCUCUGGGUUUUCCUCUCCUUCGCCGUCUUCCUCCUGCUGGACCGGCCAACGUGGGCCAAGAACGACGCUCCCUGCCAGCUCUCCAAGUGGAACAACGGCUACAACACCUUCAUCAAACGCCACAUCCGUUCCGGCACCCCCAACACUCUCGACGAGGACGAGUGGAGGGAGUACAUCAAGAACCACGGCGGCUGCAGCCGGCCCACGCAGUCCUUCCUCCGGCCGGGGGAACUGGAGCGGGUCAGGGCCGUGUGCACCAGCGAUGGCGGGAAGGUCUACAAGGAGAACCUGUGCAUCAGCCGUCAGCCCUUCACCUUCGUCACGGUCAGGAGCCAGCCGGGAACCUGCGGCAUCCGCAGCGUCAAAAAGGAAACCAAACACCUGAUCCUGGCCUGCGAGGUUCUGGAGAACCAGUGCGUGCCGGUGCACUUCGAGGGAAACCCGGAAAGCGAGAGGCCGAACAACAACGCCAGAGGCUGCCAGGACCCGGACACAAGAGGCAGCGCUGCAGCUUUAAGAACCACGUGGCUCUGGUUGUUUUCUGUGCUUCUAUUUAUUGUUUGUGGCUGCUGACUUUAAUAUACUUUGAGGAACUGAAGUGGACGCUGGAGUAUCUCGAAAUGUCAGUUGGAGAUUUAAAACAGUAUUAAGUCACAACACAUACAGUUCUAAAAAUGUCAACUUUUUUUAUAAAGACGCAUUUUUGUUCCUUCUUGUUUCAGUCCAUCUGAGUUUGCUUUGAGUGGUUCGGACACACAGACAUGAAGCUAAAUUCAAGUCUUUAACUUUGUUGUGCAAAUUUUCAAAAGGGAAAAAUAAAAUGUGCAAAGAAAAAGGGAUUUAUUUGACAUCAAACUUCUCCUCUGGAUGCGUCUGUUUCCACUGAAAAAUAUAUUUAAAAAAAACAAUUGUGUUCUUCUGCUGCAGUUAGUACAAAACAAGCAGAUUCCCUUAAAUCUGGACAAAACUGACGAUGUACAUGGAAUUAAAUCACAACGCAUCAGCUGUACAGUUAUAAAAAUGUCAUGUACAACAGUU
This is a messenger RNA of Stegastes partitus (bicolor damselfish), 1179 nucleotides long. RefSeq names its product angiogenin-like. Lineage: Eukaryota; Metazoa; Chordata; Actinopteri; Pomacentridae. The transcript has 2 exons. The record is from RefSeq and is a predicted model, not a curated record. Bases 133 to 714 code for a protein of 193 amino acids.